Messenger RNA from Eruca vesicaria subsp. sativa (arugula), 1332 nucleotides. NCBI's taxonomy places the organism in Eukaryota, Viridiplantae, Streptophyta, Magnoliopsida, Brassicales, Brassicaceae. The record is from the annotation of a GenBank genome assembly.
UGUGAUACAAAGCACGACCUUUUAUUACCGUAAUGUUUCUCAUCUCCUUAACUCUCACAUUCAUUUUGAGUUUCGACUUGAUUAAUUUACGAUUCCUUUUUUUGAUUGCUGUUGAACUCUUCGUUUUCUUUGAAACCGGCUGCAUCUCCCCCUAUAAAUAUCUCUCCUUCCUACCAUGAAAGCUCCAACUCUAAACAGAUCUAUAAUCUUAGAAACUCCAACAAAACCCUUGCAAUGCCUACUUCCUACACCGUUCUUGCUGACCUGAAGGCUGGGCGAUGUUCCAAGGCGGCGGAAAUCUGUUUUCUGAGAUUCUGGGAGGCCAGGAACCUCACCAAAAAUGGGCAACUGAUGAGCCUUGAGAUGUUAUUGAUCGACGAGCAUCUAACUUUCAGGGGACGUUUAGCGAAAGGAUUGGUGUACACCUUGAGUGGCUUCGAUGUCGCACGAAGCAGCCCAAAGUACAGGCUGUCUGUCGGUCCUGUCUCCAUUCGUUUCAAUGAGGGGACUGAUCUGCGUAAGCUGGCAACCACCUCAAGGAUAAUACCGACAGAACAUUUCCGGUUCCGACCAUUUCAACAGAUCCGUGAACUCGCAAAUAAUGGGAAACAACUACCUGACGUUAUGGGUGAGCUUCUUGCGAUCAAGAGCACCAUAACUGACCGUCUUCAUGGGGCACCUCGAGUUAUGCUAACAAUACGUCUUGAGAGAAGUCUGUGUGAGUAUGUUUGAUUCGUUGGUUCAGAAAUUUCAUGACAAGUUUGAUGGCUACGGGAAAGAGCCUAAGAUUGUCCUGGUAACAAGCAUCAAUCCAAAGAGAGCACCCAUCCCCACCUUUGAGGAAGUAGCAGUGGAUGCUGAACCACCAGUCCAACUGCCUGUUGCACCUGGUUCUGGCUCUAAAGGUAUCAUCUCAUGUAAUGUCGCAGGCCAAUCCAACAUGUCUGAUAAUCCUCAUGAAGUGCUGCAGACUACUGUGAAGGAAGUCGAUGAUGCAUUGAUGCAGAAGGAAAUGUAGCUAAGAAAGCAUGGGUGGAAUCAGUGUUUUUUAUAUCCCGACCAACCACCUUAACUCUACCAGUUCAUGUUUCAUUUUGUUGACUUUCGCGCUUUAGUUUCAUUUUGCAAACAUUAUAUGUUUUGCUUUCUAUUUUAAAAAAACUGUGCCCUGUGGUUGGUUGUUUCUUUUAUUUAAUAAAGCCUAGACUUUUGUGUACGGAUUGUGGCUAAUAUUAGUGGUUUUGAUGAUUUGUUGGGUUUGACUCUUGAAAUCAGGGCUGGUGUGGUGAAUUAGAUCAGGGUGUAAAAUAGAAAUCUUUACUCGUGUGUUUU